Sus scrofa (pig) is the source of this 1150-nucleotide messenger RNA. It is a transcript of the gene ZPBP, whose product is annotated as zona pellucida binding protein. Lineage: Eukaryota; Metazoa; Chordata; Mammalia; Artiodactyla; Suidae. The record is from RefSeq and is marked provisional. Gene Ontology annotation, cellular component: extracellular region; zona pellucida receptor complex; acrosomal vesicle. Gene Ontology annotation, biological process: acrosome assembly; binding of sperm to zona pellucida.
GCGGCGGCGUGUGGAUGGAGGCCUCGGCCCCCGACCGGGCGCGGCGGGGCUGGCGGCGGGCCCGGGCCGCAGGCUCCCCCCUCUCCCGGGCCGCGGUGGUCCUCCUGCUCUCCGCGCUGGUGCUGCGGGCGCCCCCGUCAGUUGGAUAUUUGGAUCGAUUACCAAGAAGUUUUCACUUGACCCAAGAAUCAGCGAAAAUAGUGGGAUCACCAAAUUUUCCAGUGAAAGUAUAUGUUAUGCUCCAUCAAAAGAGUCCACAUGUGUUAUGUGUAACCCAGCGGCUGCGGAAUUUUGAACUGGUAGACCCAUCAUUCCAGUGGCAUGGGCCAAAAGGAAAAAUCGUUUCAGAAAACAGCACUGCGCAGGUAACCUCCACGGGAAGCCUUGUGUUCCAGAACUUCGAGGAGAGCAUGAGUGGCGUUUACACCUGCUUCCUGGAAUAUAAACCUACUGUGGAAGAAGUCGUUAAAAACCUUCAACUGAAAUAUAUUAUAUAUGCUUAUCGUGAGCCCCGCUAUUAUUACCAGUUCACCGCUCGAUACCACGCGGCUCCCUGCAAUAGCAUCUACAAUAUUUCUUUUGAGAAGAAACUUCUUCAGAUUUUAAGCAAGUUAGUUCUUGACCUUUCGUGUGAAGUUUCCCUGCUCAAGUCCGAAUGCCAUCGUGUUAAAAUGCAAAGAGCUGGUUUGCAAAAUGAAUUGUUCUUUACAUUUUCAGUUUCAUCUCUAGACACUGAAAAAGGACCCAAGCCAUGUGCAGGCCAUAGUUGCGAAUCUUCCAAAAGGCUGUCGAAGGCUAAAAACCUCAUAGAAAGAUUUUUUAAUCAACAAGUAGAAGUUCUGGGCAGGCGUGCAGAGCCAUUGCCAGAAAUAUACUAUAUCGAAGGUACUCUCCAGAUGGUCUGGAUUAACCGCUGCUUUCCAGGGUAUGGAAUGAACAUCCUGAAACAUCCGAAGUGUCCUGAGUGCUGCGUCAUCUGCAGCCCUGGAACUUAUAACUCCCGUGACGGAAUUCACUGCCUUCAGUGCAAUAGCAGCCUGGUGUUUGGAGCAAAAGCAUGCUUAUAGGCCAUUAUUUUGAGUUCUUUGGUGACUUAUUAAACACAAAAAUAUAUAUUUGAAAUUUUAAUAUAUAAUAAAUUGCUAUUGUG